GUCGCGACACCCUGGCUUUCAUUCAGAAAGGGCUCUUUUUCGUAUCCACGUCAAGGGUUCCACUUGCAUCCUCGCUUGCUUUCUGACGUUAUCAAGUUCUCCGGCUGCUCUGUUUGGAACGCUCUCAUCAAUUGCUCACGUAUUCACUACAAUCCAAUCUCUCGAGUCUCCCUUGUGCACUCUCAGGCAUGAUCAUGGCUGAAGGUGAUAUGUCGAUAGAUGUCGCACCUCUCUGCUCGCAAUUCUAUGAGUAUCAUCCAUCUGCUCGCCAUGCAGAUGCAGAUAUGGAUGACGUUCGCUGGCAGUCCUCCCAGUCCGAUGACAUCCGGAAGCUACUCGACACUACGCGGCCCUCUACGAAAGGCAUACAGCGAACAGGGACCCUCAGCGAGCAGUAUCAUAAUCCCUUCUUACCGGCUCCGCCGCCGGUGUCAUCAUCGUCAUCCAGAUCGGCUCUUGCGAGGCGCCAUAACACACGCAAAUCCUUAUCUACGCGCACUGCAUCCCCGUCAACCACAUCUUCGUCGAGCUCGAUGGAAUCAAUGAACUCGAAUGCCUACCUGAAGAAACGUGCGAUGGAGAAACAAGCAGAGAAGAGCUGGGAGGACGGUGUCGUCGCAGAACCUUCACGCGUGGCUUCUACGCAUCUUCACUCGGCUGAAGACGGACAAUCUCCACAGCAAACCUCCCUUGCUGCCCCUUCGGUGGAUUUCAGCAGGCGUCAUGAUGCACACGAAUACGAUGUCACGCUCCGUUAUCAACGUGCAGAUGCUUUCCAAGGAGACCAAGGAGACAUAAGUGUCCAGAUGCAAGAUGUGGAAGUGCCCGGAUUUAUCAAUGGCUCUCCGACUCAGAAGGAUGAGCCACUAUCCACGCGUUCCUCGACCUCUUUCACGACUGCUGUUACUCACUUGAGCAAUGCGUCUAAGCUACCGACCGAGCGUAGACGCUCAUACGGCUCGCAUCCUCUCUCAAGCAGCCGAAGCGUAACACAGCAGCCAACCCGCUCUUCCUCUGCGAUUUCUUCUGCACCUGACGGGAGACCAUCUGUACAGACUCCCAUCACUCCUCCCGCCGAGUCAGCACCGGCACCAGCACCAUACACCAGGCUCAAGUCCGUGCAGUCCACGCCAGUAGCAACAGCAAUCCCGGACCGACCACCCUCCUCUCUCCGUCCUUCCCAAUCCGUAGGCACUCAUAUGCGUGCGCUUGGGAUGCGGCCAAUCAGCUACACAGCGUAUUCCAGCUCUCAGUACGCCCCGC
Molecule: messenger RNA, 1263 nt
Organism: Laetiporus sulphureus 93-53
Lineage: Eukaryota; Fungi; Basidiomycota; Agaricomycetes; Polyporales; Laetiporaceae
Exons: 5
Source: RefSeq, a predicted model, not a curated record